Messenger RNA from Naegleria lovaniensis, 663 nucleotides. RefSeq lists its product as uncharacterized. NCBI's taxonomy places the organism in Eukaryota, Heterolobosea, Eutetramitea, Acrasida, Naegleriidae. The record is from RefSeq and is a predicted model, not a curated record. The coding region runs from base 1 to 663 and encodes 220 amino acids. The transcript has a single exon.
AUGAGUAAAUACAGUAGUAAAAAGUCAGCUAGAGCCUAUCAAAAAAGUUGCUACAGCGCUAAUAAUUGCACCAUCACAGAGUUGAAUAGGACAAUACUCGGAGAUAGAUUAUUGAUUGAUCCUAAAACAGUAACGAUAGACACUAAAAAUUAUAUAUUUGAAAAGCUUCAUGAUGAGAAUUAUUUAUUGAGUUCUGUCAAGUAUGGAUUAAGAGUGGUCAUGCCAAUGAUUAAUCAAGGAGGUCUAUUUGCAAGGUUGGAACUUGUUGAUGACAGAAAUGAUGUAGAAGUGAAAUGCGUGAAAAGAGAAAGAGCUGGAAAACGGGUGUUAAAAGGGAAAACGAAAGAGGAAUUUGAUGUAACAAAAAACAACACACUCAAAGUGAAAAUGGAGUUUAAAUUCCGUGAAACAUCGAGUGACAACACUGUUGACAAGUAUAGAUUAUUAGUACACAUCAUGUUAGAAAAUAGGAUAUUGUUGACAUUCAAUUCAGAACCAUUUAGGACGGUGGUGAGAGCACCAGGUAGUAAAAGGUCAUCUCGAUCAACGCCAAUACCUUUGCUAGUACCAACACAAUACAAUGUCAACAAUGAUGAUACUGAGGAGGACUCUGAUGAAGACGAAGAAGAAAAUGAGGCAUCUCAAAAGAAAACAAAGAAAUAA